Molecule: messenger RNA, 1404 nt
Organism: Brassica oleracea var. oleracea
Lineage: Eukaryota; Viridiplantae; Streptophyta; Magnoliopsida; Brassicales; Brassicaceae
Product: probable NAD(P)H dehydrogenase (quinone) FQR1-like 1
Exons: 3
Coding region: 404-1081 (225 amino acids)
Molecular function (GO): NAD(P)H dehydrogenase (quinone) activity; FMN binding
Source: RefSeq, a predicted model, not a curated record
UUUUCAGAGAUUCUCGAGAAGAUUGAACGAAAGCACUUCUAUCAAUGGCGACCAAAGUUCAUAUCGUGUAUGUAGAGCAAAUCAUUUUCUUUUUACGAAAUGCUCAACAAAUGUUGGAUCAUCAAGUAAUCGAUCGGUCAACUUUGAUUGACUCAAUAUGAUUGAUCCGUGAUCUGGACAUGUAGUGUCUCGUCGUAUAGUAUGAUUUUUAUAUUGAGAAUCGAAGAUUUUAGCUGUGGGUUUUAAUGGCUGAUCUUUGCAAUUCGCGACCGCAAUUGAAUAGUGUUUCAUUGUUUGCUGAUUUUAAAUUGUAAGCUGCGGUUUAGUAAUCCCUGUAGAAUAUCGAUGAUACUCUCGCCCGCCAUACUCUUGUGAUUGGUGUGGAUUUGAAAUUCUGCUAUUUAUGAUGAGAGCAUUCGCAUUUUGUGAUGAUUUGAUGCGGAGAUGCAUUCAGUGGUCGUUGACAAGUGUGGUGGAGUGUAACAGGUACUACUCGAUGUACGGACAUGUGGAGAAAUUAGCUCAAGAGAUUAGGAAAGGUGCUGCUUCUGUUGAUGGUGUCGAUGCCAAACUCUGGCAGGUACCAGAGACGCUCCCAGAAGAUGUGCUCUCUAAAAUGAGUGCACCGCCAAAGAGUGAUGCUCCUCUUAUCACCCCCAACGAUCUCGCCGAGGUUGAUGGCUUUGUCUUUGGCUUCCCAACAAGGUUUGGUAUGAUGGCUGCUCAGUUCAAGGCCUUCUUAGAUUCAACAGGUGGACUCUGGAGGACUCAGCAACUCGCCGGUAAGCCAGCUGGAAUCUUCUACAGCACCGGGUCUCAAGGUGGCGGUCAAGAAACCACCGCAUUAACUGCCAUUACGCAGCUGGUUCAUCACGGUAUGAUAUUUGUCCCGAUCGGAUACACGUUUGGUGCUGGUAUGUUUGAGAUGGAGAAGGUGAAAGGUGGAAGCCCGUACGGUGCAGGAACAUUCGCAGGAGACGGGUCGAGACAGCCAACGGAAUUGGAGUUGGAGCAAGCAUUCCACCAGGGGAAGUACAUUGCCGCCAUUAGUAAGAAGCUCAAGGGACCUGCUGCUGCUUAGAUUCUCUCUGAAAACAUGAAUUCUAUUAUAUUCUUGAUUCUUUGAUUCUACAAUUUGGUAUUUUGUGAUUUUCUCGUUUUGGAAUGAUCUAACAUUGAAAUGAGUUACUUCAGCUCACAGCAAUAAAAAAACUAUUGCUUUGACUUGUGUGUGUGUGUGCGCGCGCGCCUACUCUCUCUAUGUAUGAUCAAUGGAUCUUCUGUUUUCAGUUUUCACAGAGUAUACACAUGGAAUGUUUCAAAUUUUAUCAAAUUAUAUGAUAGAAGCCAAUUGUGAAAGAUAAUUGAUUUUGAAUUAUGAUACGAGAAAGAUUACAUAAACGA